AUGGCUCAUGGUCAUCACCGUCACUCGCGCAUCGGCAAUCUAAUUAGCGCCAGGCGCCACCGGGAAGCCGAGCUUGAUGAACAAAAUGCGGGACCUGAUCUAUCCGAUCAAACCCCCAUCCUCCCGGCUACUGAUAUACUUCCGGAUGAAAAUUGCGACUCGAAGAACUCUAUGUGUCUUGAACAUGGCACAAACGAAUCCGAUUCACUCCUCGAAAAGCGGGCAGAAACAACCUCCGCCGAACCGACUAGUAUCGAGACUGUAUUGCAGAUAGUCGAUGCUAGCUCACAAACCCCCUUUCAAUCGACUGCUACCGACUUUCCGAUAACGAUAUCGGAUUCUGCGUAUGCCAUCGGCACUCUACCGGGCUCAGACGGCUUGACUGCGACUGCGAGUGCAAGUGCGAGUGUCACCGCGGCUGCUAGUGUCUCUAUAGAUCUAGAGCUAUUGACCUCACCGACAGCGUUGCCACUAUCCGAGACGUCGGUUUCAAGCUCCGCGAACUCCACUCAAAUUACUUUGACCACAUCCACGAAUUCCACAAGUCGACUUCCAUCGGCAUCAAGGUCUGCCUCAUCCAUAGUCAUCAAUUCGCCUGGGUGGACCUCGACUCGCCUCAUCGCCCCCUCUAGCUCCACGCCCUCUGUUACGACAACAUCAUCCCAGGCGUACAAUUACUGGUCAUAUUCGGGUCAUACCUCCAGCUCCUCCUCCGCCUCCUCCUCCUCCGCCUCCAGCUCCAGCUCCAGCUCCAGCUCCUCGACGAGCUCGACCUCUAGCACAGACUACACAACCUCUUCAUCAAAUGUAUAUGUAGGCUCUGAGUCAACUAGCUCAGCGACUGGUACCGGAUCCGCGCCGACUACAAGUCAAACGCAGGCCUCGGGGCAGGAGUCGACAAGCAAUCCCGACACACCCAAAAUCGUGGGCGGUGUAGUAGGAUCAGUUGCGGGUCUGGCUCUCAUCAUCCUUCUUCUAUUUUACUACCUCCGCCGCCGAGGAUACUUUAUGGGGAAAACUGGGAAUCCGGCUAUGUUAGGUGACGCGGCAGCUGGGGCUGGAGCAGGGGCUGGGUCUAGAGAAAUUGUCGAGCGACGUGAAAGCAACGAUCCCCUUUUCACCGCCUCGUACCUCGCCCCUGCAUUCAUGAAGCGCUGGCGUCAGUCAACGGCAACAGUCCGCUCUGGAAGCACCAUCGACUCUGUCCCCAGCGAACGCGGGUUCCAAAAGAUUUCGGGCAGAAAGCUUCCUCCCGUCUUCACCCACGGUGGAGACGGAUAUGGUGGCGGACUGGACGGCGAUUCUCCCACCGGAGCAGGUCUAUCUGCUACCUCACCAGCAAUGGGACCAAUGGGAUCACCCUCCUUCUAUGCUCCGCCCCCAAGCUCGCAAUAUGGCAGUCCCCUGGACUCAAAUUUUACCCGUGAGGUUGAGGAGCCCACCCCACCGACACGGCCCAACCUUGUCCACCUUCCUAUCUCUAACACGGUCAACGUUGGCACUCCCAUCACUGUCACACCGGCCCACCCCGUUGCGCAACCCCAGAGUGCAGUGCCCUUCGCACCGUCGCGGCCGGAUGGGCUCGGCCGCAGUCUGCAUAGUCUCGACGGGAGUCGAAGCAGCCGCUUCACUGAGGUUAUGGAUCAGUAA
Messenger RNA from Penicillium expansum, 1650 nucleotides. RefSeq lists its product as uncharacterized. NCBI's taxonomy places the organism in Eukaryota, Fungi, Ascomycota, Eurotiomycetes, Eurotiales, Aspergillaceae. The record is from RefSeq and is a predicted model, not a curated record. The transcript has a single exon. Bases 1 to 1650 code for a protein of 549 amino acids.